AUGUGCAAAGCAACCACCUACCAGUAUCGCUGCGGCGCAGCCUUCCACACAAUCUCCUCAUGCGAAAAGCAAUGCUACGCCGGCCACUCCCACUCACCCGAUGCCAGUUCGCCUGACACAAACGGAGCCAGUGUCAAACACCACGACAGCAGCACCACGUCGCUCCUGACAUCAUCGACCGGCACCAAAGCGGCGUCAACCAAGUCGUCCUUCUUGUCCAACGGAGCGGAAGACGCGACCGGCUUCCACUCUCAUGCCGACAGCCAGCAGCAUGCCGACCUCGACGCCGCCAACGACAGCAGCAGUAUCUUCACCCCGCUUCCUACGCCCGUCGACCCUUAUCCCCAACCGAUCCACAUCCACCAUCUACCCUCCUCGCUCGCACCCUCUCACACCAUCACGCCCGAGCGCGCCUCGUCCGUCCUGCGCUCGGCCCAGCAGAAGCAGCAGCAGGAGCAGCAUCGCCACCACCUUCCACACUCAGACGCCGUUGGCCAUGGCCUGAAGAGUAUUCUGCCUUCACGCUGGCUGCGCAGCAACAACGGUGCUACCGCUGCGCCGGAGGAGAAGAACGAGAAGGUUCAAGUGAUAAUGUGGCAAGACGCGCCCGAGGUGCGACGGGCGGGCGUGGCGAGGGGCGCGGUGGCGGUCGAGGGCGCGUGUCCGGCGUGCGCGGAAAGGGAGGCGAGAGAGGCGGCGUGGGCGGCGAUGGCGACUUUCAGGGGCGAGGAUUGA
Molecule: messenger RNA, 735 nt
Organism: Lasiodiplodia theobromae
Lineage: Eukaryota; Fungi; Ascomycota; Dothideomycetes; Botryosphaeriales; Botryosphaeriaceae
Exons: 1
Coding region: 1-735 (244 amino acids)
Source: RefSeq, a predicted model, not a curated record